Boeremia exigua is the source of this 1477-nucleotide messenger RNA. Its product is annotated as taurine catabolism dioxygenase. The coding region runs from base 87 to 1241 and encodes 384 amino acids. The record is from RefSeq and is a predicted model, not a curated record. Gene Ontology annotation, molecular function: 2-oxoglutarate-dependent dioxygenase activity. NCBI's taxonomy places the organism in Eukaryota, Fungi, Ascomycota, Dothideomycetes, Pleosporales, Didymellaceae. The transcript has 6 exons. Gene Ontology annotation, cellular component: cytoplasm.
GUCUAGUAGGCACAAUCAUCAAUUCAAAUACCAUUGAUAUUUCCUGUUGUCCUGUGAUUCCAGUCAUAAGCCUCUCGUUGUUUCUAAUGUCGCCGAUUGCCACUACCCUUUUUAGCCGAGCGGCUCCAGUGCUGCGUUCCUCCGUAUCCCAAUCAGCUCGAUCACCAUGCCUGCGCAGAGGUCUUGCCCACGAAACGAGCUUCGCGAAGCCGUUGAAGCUGAAGGGUGUUCUCGAAACGUUUAAGCAAUUCAUGGUCACGCCCAGUGUAGGCACGGAGUUCCCGGAGGCCAAUCUCGUUGAAAUGCUCAAAGCGCCCAACUCAGACGAACUGCUCAGAGACUUGGCAAUCACCAUAUCUCGACGCGGCGUGGUGUUCUUCCGCAAUCAGAGCGACAUGAACAACGAUCUUCAAAAGACACUAAUUCAACGCAUGGGUGAGCUGGUAGGCAAGCCAAAGGAAUCUACACUGCACAUUCACCCUGUACUCAACCCUCAGAGACAAAUGGGGGGCGACGAUCUCCACAUCAGCACUAUCAACUCUCGCCAACGUAAGAUGGUCAAUGGUAAGGCUAUACCGCGUGACAUAGGAAGCGAUAGACAAGCACUCGAGUCUUGGCACAGUGAUAUUCAGUCUGAACAAGUACCUUCGGAUUACACAUGCCUACGCCUUGUGGAACUGCCCUCCGUUGGAGGAGACACCUUGUGGGCAUCUGGCUACGAAAUAUAUGACCGCCUCAGCGAGCCAAUGCGAAAGUUCCUUGAACAACAUACUGCAACUUACACCGCACCAUUUUUUGAGAAAAUCAUCCAAAAGGCCAAAAUCCAGGUAUACUCGGACGCACGUGGUCAUCCUGAUAACACUGGUACUCCAUUGAAGGCAGUACACCCUGUCGUUCGAACGAACCCUGUAACUGGAUGGAAGAGUGUUUUUGCCAUUGGCGCAUAUCCUGGUGCAAUCAACGGUCUGACUCCUACAGAGAGUGAGAUGAUUCUAGACUGGCUGAUGAACAUGGUACUCCGAAACCAUGACUUGCAAUGCCGCUUCAGGUGGCAGGGUCCAAAUGACAUGGCUAUCUGGGACAACCGCAGCAUGGUGCACAACGCGACUAUGGACUAUGACGAUUUUGGUGAGCGGUUCGGAUAUCGCGUAUGCGGUAUUGGGGAGAAACCUUAUUUGGACCCCAAUAGCAAGUCGAUGCGCGAAGGGUUAGCGGAAGAGGCUCAGGGAGACACUGCCUGAAGCUCGAAGAUAUACCGGUAAUCUGGCGAUGGUGUACUUCUGAACUUUUCCUGAUAUACUGCACAAAAGCUCUUGUUGUCUCCAAGCCAAACCAACUAUCCAGGAGAUAGGAAUUAUGUUAAUCUUCGUAUAAGAAACUGUCAGGAAGAUGUGAAUUUGUGAUGUAUAACUUACUUAGUAGUGCGCUGACUCUAUGGUUAGUGUCACCUAUAAAGCAAAAUUAAGGAUGACUGGAA